This is a messenger RNA of Cryptococcus wingfieldii CBS 7118, 2172 nucleotides long. RefSeq lists its product as hypothetical. Gene Ontology annotation, biological process: protein dephosphorylation. The transcript has 4 exons. Gene Ontology annotation, molecular function: protein tyrosine/serine/threonine phosphatase activity. The record is from RefSeq and is a predicted model, not a curated record. Gene Ontology annotation, cellular component: nucleus. The coding region runs from base 1 to 2172 and encodes 723 amino acids. Lineage: Eukaryota; Fungi; Basidiomycota; Tremellomycetes; Tremellales; Cryptococcaceae.
AUGGCCGGCACCCAAGAGCGCCACAAGAGCGCCCCCUCGGACGCUUCGAAACCUGACGACCUGGCCAUCCAAGAACUUUCUGCCGCACUCUCUUCCUCGGGCGGGAGCUUGCGGCUCGCCGCCAAACGUCUCGCACAGAGCGCGCAAAGGGAGCGUCUCCAAUCCCAAGAAAGCCAGGGGAGCGUGUCUAUCGACGAUGAGGCGAUCGUAGAAGAUACCCCAGAGGCGAAAGAAGAAAAGGAGAAGCGAGAGAUUAUGGAACGCGCAAAGCAGCGCAGGGCGGCACAGAUGGCCAUGUUUGCGAAUGAUCCCGAGGAAGCUGGAUAUCUUGAGCAGUAUCAGGAUCAAGAUCAGGUAGUGGAGGAUGGAGACGAGGAAGGAGAGGCGGUGGAAGAGAAUGGGCAUAUGCAAGAGAUCAUACCCGGCCUUUGGGUGGGCGAUCUUGUCGCUGCAAAUGAUCGAAAAGAGCUCGCCAAGUAUGGUAUCAAAAAUAUCGUAUCCCUCCUCCGACCCGCCCUUAUGUUCCCAGACGAGUACUCUGUCUACAAGGUCGAAAUCGACGACUCUACCGACACCGACCUCUUGAGCCACUUGCCAGGGUGCGUCAGCUGGGUCCGGACGGCGCUCGACGGCUUUGGAAUGCUCCAUGGCCAUGGCGAAGACGACGACGAAGAAGAGUACGAGGGUGCCUAUUCUGAGGAAGAGGUCAUGAAGGAGAUGGAAUCACAGCGGCCCAAAGACAUGCCCGCCGAGAUCCCUACGCCUCAUCCCGCCCCCAUUCUUAUCCACUGCCAGGCUGGAAUGUCGCGCUCUGCUUCUCUCUGUGCGGCGUACCUCAUCUCCACCUACGCACUUUCCCCGGAUCAAGCUAUCCAGCUGAUCAAAGAGAAGCGGGAGGUUAUUGAGCCCAGUGUCACGUUCAGGGGACAGUUGCAAGUGUAUUGGGAAGCGAGGGGGAAGGUGAGCUUGAAGGAAAAAGGCGUGAGGAUGUGGUACAUGGAGAGAAGCGCAGCUCAAUUCAUCAACGGCGAUGGUUCAGCACCCUCUCUCACCAACGUCGCCAAUUACUCUGGCUCGCCUUCAUCUUCCAACCCGCCCACCCCGCGUGGCUAUGCCCGUCGCAAGAUCAGGUGCAAGAUGUGCCGUCGUCUCCUCGCUGUGCGAGACCACAUGAUGCCGCACAUCCUUGACCAAGCACCUGCACCUUCCCUGCCGCCUUCGAGGCCCAGGACACCCAGUGCUGGAGAAGAGACAGAGAGGAAGCGGGGCAGUUUCUCGUUUGGUGCGGGGAUGACCUUUACGGACGUCGAAGACCCUUCGACUUCAUCUUCUGCCACCGUCCGUCCUCCACCCUUUUCAGAGAGGAGCCGUCGAGGUUCGCAGGUCAGUGAAGUGAUCAACCCGCUCACGGGUCUGCCUGGUGCCAGCCUCAGCCGACGCGGGAGUCAUGGAUCCACCGCCUCGCCUGUGGGUCUGACCUUGUACGACCGCGAUACUGGUAAGAAGGACGAGAGCGAGCCCGCUUCGCCCCAGGUCCCUCUGCCCAAAUCAAAGAGCGAGCCUUCCUCCUCUGUCCCUGUCCCCGCUCCGGUGGGUCGAGGCGGUAGGCCUUUGCAGUCGGCCGAUCAGUUGAUGGCCCGUCUACCCCCUCACCUGCUUGCGCUCAGGAUGGCCGGAGGCGGUACCGGCGCUUCCCCUGCUUCGACGCCUGGAAGCACCGCGCCCAACUCGCCCAUCCACCCUAGCCCUCCUGCCAACCCGGCUCCCAACGCUUCUACUCCUGCUAGUGCUUCGUCCAACCCUGCGCAGUCUCCAUCCAGGAGAAGGUCUCUGUUGUCGAUGACCCCCGCUGGUGCUUCUGCGGACGAAGCGUUGCCGGAGAAGGCGGGGGCAAAGGAGAGGAGAGGGAGCAAUGAUAUUCAUGGGCUCAUGGGAUACACUCCCCCGCCUAUCCUUGUCAACCCCAAAUGUUCCGGCUACUUUGUCGAGCCUUUGACUUGGAUGGAACCGACCCUCGCCUCGUCUGCUGUGGCUGGCAAGCUCGUCUGCCCGAACGAAAAGUGUGGUGUCAAGAUUGGCAACUAUGAUUGGGCGGGGGUGCAAUGUGGGUGUAAGGAGUGGGUCACGCCAGGGUUCUGCAUCAGCAGGAGCAAGGUCGAUGAAGUGUGGUAA